GAUGCUACAUAGCAGAAUUAUAAAACAUUUCAUAAACAAACAAAACAUUAACUUGACCACGGUACGAUGUUCUGCAUUAUUCAUAAAUGGUGCUAAAGCAUCAGAAAACUUUGUUUAUGUGAUACCACACAUAGAUUUUCCUGAUCGGCUGAAAAACUUAGACCUUGUUAGAGAAGAGCUACAGAAAAGAAAGGCAAAUUUUGACCUAAAUAAAGCACAAAAUCUUUGGGGUGUAUAUGAAGAGCUAAAAGAGCGUAAGUCUGAAUAUGACAAAAUUAAAGAUAACAUAUCCAAAGAACUAGGACAACUGAUGAAAAAUGACCCAGAGGGUGAAAUCACUAAAAAGCUCAAGAUACAAAUUAGUUUAGUUAAAGAAAAUAUUAAAAAGUUAAAAGUACCCUUAUGGUCUGCUGAAGAGGCAGCUAUACUUGAAGCCUUAGAAUUGCCCAACACCCUGCAUCCCCGUACACCAGAAUCUAACAAUGAAGUUUUGUUCACAAACCUCUCACCACCAACUACAAAGAAAGAUCACCUUCAGAUAGGUAAAGAGCUAAAUCUGAUAUAUUUAAAAAAGAAUGAAAAUUAUUAUUUAAAAGGGGAUGCAGCUAUAUUUGAACUUAGUGCUAAGUUUUAUUUUAGCAAUAUUUUGAAAAAGGCUAAUUUUGUACAGUUUUCAAACCCUGAUUUUGUUAAAAGUGUCAUUGUAAAUGGCUGUGGCUUGGACCACACCAAUCCGGACAAUACUUUCAUCCUGCAUCACAAUGAAAAUACAAAAGUGAAUGUCGAUAGUCGCCUGCACCUUACUGGUGGUGGUUCUCUGUGUUCAUUCAUGGCAUACUAUGCAAAGAAUGUGAUACAUGCUAAAGUUUUGCCAUUGAAACUGUUCACUAUGGGCAGGCAGUAUAUACCAUCUCCAUCAGUUGAAGACAGCUUGUUCCAUGUUAGUCAAGCUUCUGUUAUACAAGUCUUUGAAGCAACAAAAAAGUCGGAAGACCUGGAUACAAGUCUCAAUGAACUAAUUGAAAUUUUGAAAAAUUUCUAUAGCAAACUAGGAUAUCAUUUUCGUAUUUGCAUUGUAUCUGCAGACAAGUUGGCCAUGUGGGAAUCAUUAAGAGUUGUGGUAGAAAUGUAUUCAAGUUCAUUGCAAAAUUAUGUUGAAGUUGCAAAUAUCUCCCUCAGUGGUGACUUUAUUAGCAAAAGAUUAAUGUUUACUUAUGUUGAAAACAAACAAAAUGAUUUUCCCCAUAUUUUGUCUGGUACAUUAUUGAAUGUACCUAGAGUUAUUGCUUGCGUUUUGGAGCAAGAAGGCAAUUUUGUUUUACCUAAACAUUUAAAUAUACAAGAAUGGACUACAUAGUGUAAAAACUACUUAAAUGUAUGUAGAUUUUAUGUUAAGAAUUUAUUAAAAUACCUAUUUAACAGUC
Molecule: messenger RNA, 1424 nt
Organism: Ostrinia nubilalis (European corn borer)
Lineage: Eukaryota; Metazoa; Arthropoda; Insecta; Lepidoptera; Crambidae
Gene: Slimp
Product: serine--tRNA synthetase-like protein Slimp
Exons: 1
Coding region: 2-1357 (451 amino acids)
Biological process (GO): seryl-tRNA aminoacylation
Cellular component (GO): mitochondrion
Molecular function (GO): tRNA binding; serine-tRNA ligase activity; ATP binding
Source: RefSeq, a predicted model, not a curated record